Rhipicephalus sanguineus (brown dog tick) is the source of this 3068-nucleotide messenger RNA. RefSeq lists its product as uncharacterized. NCBI's taxonomy places the organism in Eukaryota, Metazoa, Arthropoda, Arachnida, Ixodida, Ixodidae. The transcript is spliced from 20 exons. Gene Ontology annotation, cellular component: nucleus. Bases 292 to 2877 code for a protein of 861 amino acids. The record is from RefSeq and is a predicted model, not a curated record.
CCACCAUGGUCUCCAUUUAAUUUUAUGUGUGUCGACCGCUCCUUUCGAAGUAGCAUUCUUGUGUCGCACCUAAAGGCACUGCUUUCAAACUAUCGGGCUGACUCACAAGGCUGCCAAUAAGUUUAUGGAUAGCUCUUUUAGGCGAUGUCACUGUUGAACAAGUGAAAUCUGGAAGCCUUGCAAGCCUUGCGAUGUAAGAUUUCCUUAAAGUGUCCUGGUGGGACGUCGCAGCUAGCUUGUAGCGAUUUCCCACGCUCGGUGUCAGCAGCGUUUGGCUGGAACGAUGCUAAGAUGGACAAGAAAGAAGCAGCGUCGAAAAGGGUGCACGAAAAACGUAAGGCCGAAGGCACAAGUGCAGGCGCCGUGGCCGCCGCUGGUGUUGAACCACCGUCUCCUUGCGAAGGCCACGGUACUGCGGCCAAGCGUAAGGUCAAAACCGCGAUGAGACGUCUUCUGACAUUUGUUGGCACACGCGAUGAUUCUCGGCAGCUCGAAUCUUCCGCAAGCCAAAAUCCGCUGGCCAAAGCGUCAAUUUCCACCUCAAAAACCAACGAAGGACCCCCUUCCACUGACGAUCAGCGAGGCGAUGCCGACAUACCGCGACACUCGUUCAAGCAGGUGCUCCUAUCCAAAGUGCCAACAAUGUUUGGAGGCUCCGGGUUGUGGGACACCGCGGCGGCCAGAGUAACCCCUAGCUGUGUCGAGUCGCCGAGCGCCAAGAACCCGCAAGGCUUCGAUAGCGUUUGUGGUGGCAGUCAAGACGGAUUGGCACCGGCCAAGCGUCCAGCGACGGCCUUCCACGGUUCUUACGGCGCCGCCCACUGCUGGCCCACACGGAUAUCGACGGGUAGACCGUCGAGUUUUCUAGUCUCACCAGCACCAAGAUGCAGCCAAGAUGGUGAUCUACCUUCGGCAGAGGAUGUGGUCAUUGAAGAUGUGGAAAUGGAAGAUCUGUCUGAUGCCAUUGGUGAAAGUUUAAGCCAGCAAGUACCUCUCACAGACUUUAAGGGUACCUACGUGGUCAGUGACACCAACAUCUUCCUCAGCAAUCUUGACUUGCUCAAGAAGAUAGUGUUGCCUGACACAGGCAAUGAAGACAUGGUAUUGUGUGUCCCUUGGAUGGCUAUUCAAGAGCUCGACAACAUUAAGACCAAAAAGAAAGGCCCACUGUCCAGCAGCGCUGUAGCUGCGAUCAAGUUCAUCUACCAGGCCUUGUCAAGCAAGAACCCCAGGCUCCGUGGGCAGACUGUUGCUGAGGCACGGCAGAAGGAUGAUGCCCUGCCCAAAGGAUGUGAACUAAAUGAUGACCAUUUCCUGCACUGGUGCCUGGAGUUUAAAAAGCAAGGCAGCAAAGUGCUCCUCAUAAGCAAUGAUCGCAAUCUCCGCAACAAGGCCAUGAUCAACAGCAUUGACACAUUGUCAGCCGACGAAUUGGAGAAAAAGCUUUUCCCGCCGGCUGCCAAAAGCAAUCGUCGACGGACCCCGCUGCCCAAAUCAUCCACCAAGCAGCAAAAGCGCAGUUCCCUGUCGCUGCAAUCUUCGGAGCACAGACUCGGUGCCAAGCAGGAGCAGAGUGACGCUGCCAAGGAAACAUCAGCCGCAUCAGACACUCCUACUUACGUUGUACCACCACGAGCACCCGGCAGAGACGCCGUCUCAACAGAGGUUCGUGAAAUCUUGCGGAGAAGCCUGGAUCUGGUCCUGAAGAGUGAGCUGGAAAGUGCAUUCGGGUCUAUCUGGCUACGUGUUGUUGACUUCAAGCCACCCUGGACUGAAGAGACUGCCCUACAGUGUAUCCUCAGGCACUGGAUAGCGUUAACAGGCACAGCAUUCAAGUCUUCAUUGAAGCCUGUCAUCUCCUCUCUGCUGUCGAAACUUUCAAGUAACUUCGGAUCAAGUGAAAAUGUCAAAAUUGCUCAACUGGCAACUCAGCUGUGCUCGGAGUUGCAGCUGCACUACCCCCAGCUAGCUGGAGAUGUGGCACGGCUCAAGGAGCUGAGUGAAUUGGAGCAAGCACCCGUGAGCACUCCUACUCGGCCGGACGGCCAGACCGGUCUCCUGCCAUCUCUCACCUGCUCCCGUGCUCUGAGCACCACAAGCCGCCUGAUGAUGCCAUCGGACUACAAGCCACCCAUGAAUGACGUACCUCGCGCCAAAGGUGAAGAGCGGAAGGAUGUGGCUGCCAAGCGGCCACAGAGUUCUGGAAUUUCAGUGCCCUUCCGCGUCACGCCUGGCCGUCACAAUGUCGUUGAACGGCUCCCCUUGCGACGGCCAAAGGAGGCGCUGCAGCAACAGUUGGAACAGCCACAGCAAAAUAACCUGCCACCGAACCCACCCGUGCCAGAGACCACGACACCCUUGACUUUGUUCCAGGAGUCAUGGGCGGCUCUUAAUGACUACUGGCACAGAACAGGCCACAAAAGUACCAAACCCACGACCGAUUACCGCCUAGUAACGGAUACCAACGGAACUCUUUGCUCCAAGAUACCGGUGGCCCACAGGCAUGAGUUCCCAUUCAACAUGCGAGCUGAAUUCAAGGCUGACCGUGCUUUCAUCUGUGAGACGUACGGAAUCGUUGUGCGUGUGCUGGAUUACAUGAAUGCUGUGGUGAGAGAGCUUGGUGCAAGCCGGGACAGAAUGGUGGACCUUGCAGAGGCAUUGAUCGAGGCGCUGACUAAGCUCCUGGAGAAGUUGCGCCAUGAGGGCAUUCCUAAAGAGAAAACAUGGGAGGUCAAACUGGAGGAAAUGGUGAACUUCCUAGUGGAUGAAAGCAACAAGGACCUCCUGAUUGUGGGCAAACGGCAAAUCGCAGGUCUGCACGAUAGCCUCGGUCAGUGCUUAAUCCAUGUCACGUCGCCAACUAAACCCCUCCGGUGAUUACAGAAAGCAGCAUGGAGCUGUUGAGUCUGUAGCACCUUCGGCAGCAGCCUAAGUGCCUUUUUUUUUUUUUAAUGUUUGCUGUGAACCACCUGCGGAAGUCACUCCGGUGUAUUUCCAAAAAGGAAUGCAAGUUUUGUACAUUCUUUUUGCGGUGUGAAAAAUAAAAGAACAUUUUUGUAUAUUUCUCA